CCGCAGCUAUAUUAGUAGAAAAGCGCUGCAGAAGUUGAAGUUGGGACUUAAGGUCCAAAAGCUAGCAGACCCUAUAGUUAGUAUCCUCGCAGACAACUGUACAAUGAUUGUAGAGGAUGAUGUAGAGGGAGUCCAGGCGUAUUUCCGCCUAGAGAAAGAUGGGAAAGUGGAGAAGGUCCUCCACUCCCUUACUCUCCUCGUAGAAGACAACCUCCCAUUUGAUAUUGUCCUGGGAAUGGAUUGGGAAGGGGCAGCCGGGGCCACACUCCAUUUGAAAGAGCACGAGUGUAAGCUCCCUAGUCCUUCAGGCGAGGCUAAGACUGCCCGCAUGUUCCAUGUGUCAGGAGUAGAGAAUCCCCUGGCACAUUGCUGCCUUAGUGCACCUCCAUUCGCGAGAUUCGUGAAGAAGGAGCACCUGGAAGAACAGGUCUUUGUAGCCUAUGUUAGGCCAGUGACUGAGCCUAAGGAAGAGAAGCCUAUAGACCCUGCUAUUGCCAAGCUGCUAGAGGAGUUUAAAGAUCUAGCGGAGCCGCCGACAGGAGUAGUACCGCGGCCCAUCCAGCAUCGCAUUGAGAUAGAGUCUAGCAGUAGAACUCCUAAGGGUGCGGUGUACAGGAUGUCCCCGCGGGAGUUAGAGGAGCUUCGUAAGCAACUAGACGAGCUCCUUGAGAAGGGUUGGAUUAGGCCCAGUUCAUCUCCAUUUGGAGCGCCUGUUCUCUUUGUCCCUGAGAAAGAGGGAGAGCAGAGGAUGUGUAUAGACUAUAGGGGCCUGAAUGUUGUUAGAGUGAAGAAUGAUGAGCCACUGCCUAGGAUAGACGAUUUCUUGGAUCGAGUGCAGGGGGCGAAGUACUUCUCAAAGAUAGAUUUAAAGUCCGGAUAUCAUCAGAUAGAGGUGCAUCUUGAUGAUCAGUAUAAGACAGUCUUUCGGACUAGAUAUGGGCACUAUGAGUUCAUAGUGAUGCCCUUUGGACUAACCAAUGAGCCAGCGACGUUCCAGCGUUGUAUGAAUGAUUUGUUUAGGCCAUGGUUAGAUCGAUUUGUUGUUGUCUACUUAGAUGACAUCUUAGUGUUUAGCAAGACCCUCCAAGAACAUCAGGGUCAUCUCAGGCAGGUCUUGGAGAAGCUGAGAGAAGCAAACUUCAAGAUCAAUGCAAAGAAGUGCGAUUGGGCGAAAACCCAAGUCUUAUAUCUAGGCCACGUCUUAAACGGAGACGGCGUUAAGCCAAAAGACGGCAAAAUUGCAGCGAUUAGAGAUUGGCCCACGCCGCGUAUGCUAACAGAGUUGCGGUCAUUCUUGGGCUUAGCUAACUACUAUAGGAAGUUCGUGAGGAACUUCUCCACUAUCGCUGCGCCCCUUCGCAGACUGCUCAGGAAGGAGGCCAUCUGGGAGUGGGAUAAGGACUGCACGUCUGCCAUAAAGAAGUUAAAGCACGCAUUAAUAGAGUACCCAGUCCUUAAGGUAGCCGAUCCGUCCUUGCCCUUUGUCGUUACUACGGACGCUAGUCAGUACGGCAUAGGUGCUGUGUUGCAGCGAAACGAUGGCAAUGGUUAUAAGCCCGCAGAGUUCAUGUCCGCUAGGAUGCCUUCAGAGAAGGUUGUAACAUCCACCUAUGAGAGGGAACUCUACGCUCUCAGGCAAGCAUUAGAACACUGGAAGCAUUACUUGCUUGGGAGGCACUUCAAAGUCUAUUCUGACCACGAGGCAUUGCGAUGGUUAAAGACGCAGGCCAAGAUGACACCUAAGCUUACUAGGUGGGCCGCAGAGAUAGACCAGUAUGACUUGGAGCUCAAGGCAGUCAAAGGGAAAUAUAACGUAGUUGCGGACGCUCUGAGUAGAAGAGCUGAUUACUUUGGGGCCAUAGUCCAUUACCUAGAUAUAAGGUCAGACCUACAACAGAAAGUUAAAGAGGCGUACGCGCAGGACCCCAUCUAUAGUGAGUUCCUUAAGAGAGUUAAGGAAGCCCCAGAGUUCGAGCCAUACUAACGCACUACUGAUGGGUUGUUGUUUGAGAAGACUAAUAUAGCAGACCGUUUGUGCGUCCCCAACAG
This is a messenger RNA of Chara braunii, 2049 nucleotides long. NCBI's taxonomy places the organism in Eukaryota, Viridiplantae, Streptophyta, Charophyceae, Charales, Characeae. The record is from the annotation of a GenBank genome assembly.